CUGUUGCCUUCACAUGACCUUCUCUCACGUCCCGCUUGUAUACCAUACCGUGGAGCUUGCAUUCUACUGCAUCCCCUCUUUGCUCGGCGAUCGAGCAGCGAACAAAACUCCCGCGCGGCCAGCAGGUCGAUCGGUCAGCUGCGGCGGCGCCAAUGGACAGUUGCGACGGUGAGGUGGCGUGGCGCUUCGGCGCCGCGAAGCCGGAGCUAGCGGCGGCCGACGGCGAGAUAAGGAUGCGCGCGCUGGUCAGCCGGAUCUACGGCUGCGUCGACGCGAGCGACCCGAGGCCGGUCGUGCCGCUCGCCAGCGGCGACCCGACGCCGUUCGCGUGCUUCCGCACGGCGCCCGCGGCUGAGGAGGCCGUCACCGCCGCCGUGGCCUCCGGCAAGCACAACGGGUACCCCUCCGCCACCGGCGUCACCGAGGCGUGCAGUGCAGUGGCUACCUACCUGUCCCGGUACCUCCCCUACGAGCUCUCCACAGGUGACGUUGUCCUCACCGCUGGCUGCAACCACGGCAUCGAGAUCAUGAUGGCCGUCCUUGCCACGCCAGGCGCUAAUGUGCUGCUGCCGCGGCCAGGGUACCCAUUGUAUGAAGCACGCGCCGCGUUGAGCGGACUCAAGUUCCUGCACUAUGAUCUUCUCCCAGAGAAGGGAUGGGAAGUUGACAUUCAAGGUGUAAAGGCCCUUGCGAAUGAGAACACCGUCGCCAUGGUUAUCGUCAACCCCAAUAACCCUUCUGGAGCCGUGUACUCCUCUCAUCACUUGGCCAAGAUUGCAGAGACUGCGCGAGAGCUCGGGAUAAUGGUAAUCAGUGAUGAAGUUUAUGAACAUUUUGUUUUUGGAAACAAGCCAUUUGUGCCGAUGGGCGUGUUUGGAGAGAUUGCUCCUGUGGUGACGCUGGGAGGCAUAUCCAAACGGUGGAUGGUGCCUGGUUGGAAGCUGGGCUGGAUUGCAAUGACCGACCCAAAGGGAAUCCUCAGAAAAAAGAAGAUUUUUGCUUCGAUCAUAGUCUAUCGUGGUAUCUCAGUAGACCCUGCAGCAAUUGUUCAGGGAGCUAUACCCCAAAUCAUUGCAAACACGGACGAAACAUUCUUCACAAAUGCAAUGAACGUGAUGAGAGAGACAGCGGAGAUAUGCUACCAGAAACUGAAAGGAAUCAAGGGCGUCACUUGUCCUCACAAACCAGAGGGAUCUAUGUUUGUUAUGGUAAAGUUGGACAUGUCAUGUUUUUGUGGCAUAGACGACGAUAUUGAGUUCUGCUGCAAGUUGGCUAAAGAGGAGUCCGUGGUGAUAAGCCCAGGGAGCGGCCUGGAAAUGAAGAAUUGGCUCCGAAUAAGCAUCGCAGUGGAUCCUCCACUGCUGGAGGAUGGCCUGGAGAGAGUGAAGUCUUUCUGCCUUAGGCAUGUCAAACCCAUCAUCAUGAACCAGGCCAGCUGAUUUUUAGGAGCACAUAGAUGAUAUUCAGUAUUUGGAGUUCUUGUCUUAGAAAUAAGUAAUCAAGCUAUUUUGCUCAGUUAUUUUUGCGAACACUGUUGGAUUAUGCAUUUAAAACUACUGGAUUUUAAUUUGAGGCAAAAUACAUAAACUAAUGCUACUGCUAUGCAUUUCAGAUGUAACAGCAGAUAGACUAUAAAGAACUGAAGUAAACCAAUGUAUAAAAUCAUCACACUUACAGAUCA
This is a messenger RNA of Panicum virgatum (switchgrass), 1681 nucleotides long. RefSeq names its product nicotianamine aminotransferase 1-like. Gene Ontology annotation, molecular function: transaminase activity; pyridoxal phosphate binding. The coding region runs from base 153 to 1439 and encodes 428 amino acids. The record is from RefSeq and is a predicted model, not a curated record. The transcript is spliced from 7 exons. Gene Ontology annotation, biological process: biosynthetic process; amino acid metabolic process. Lineage: Eukaryota; Viridiplantae; Streptophyta; Magnoliopsida; Poales; Poaceae.